Molecule: messenger RNA, 828 nt
Organism: Acanthosepion pharaonis
Lineage: Eukaryota; Metazoa; Mollusca; Cephalopoda; Sepiida; Sepiidae
Source: the annotation of a GenBank genome assembly
AUGCUUUCCCGCCUCACCUGCCAUCCUCUUUCGCCUCAACUGCUAUCUUCUUCCGCCUCGCCUGAUAUCCUCAUUCACCGCACCUGCUAUCUUCUUUCGUCGCACCGGCCACCCUCUUUCGCCGAACCUGCUAACCGCUUUAGCUGCACCUGCUAUACUAUUCCGCCUCACCUGCAAUCCCCUUCCGCCUCACCUGCAAUCCUCUUCCGCCGCACCGCAAAUUAUUUGUUCAAAUCUAUCAAUAUCUGUAUGUCUCUCUCUCUCUCUCCAAGGGUUCGUAUCUAUCUAUAUCAAACUCUUCAAACUACACUUUUCUUCGUUUUUCUUCUUCUUUUCUUUCUUCUUCCUCUUCUACUUCCGCUUUUUCUUUUUUCUUCUUCUUUCUUCUUCUUCCCUUUCUUCUUCUUUUUUUCUUCUUCUUUUUCUUCUUCUUCUUCUUGCUCCUCUAUUUCCUCUUCUUCAUCUUUUUCAUUUUUCUUCUUCCCUAUCCUCUUCUUCAUCUUUUUCUUUUUUCUUCUUUUUUCGUCUUCCUUUUCUUCUUCUUCUUCUUCUUCCUUUUCUUCUUCCUCUUCUUCCUCUUUCUCUAUUUCUUCUUUUUUCUUCCCCUUCUUCUUCUUCUUCUUCUUCUUCUUCCUUUUUCUUUUUUCUUCUUCCCUUUCCUCUUCUUCCUCUUUUUCUUUUUUCUUCUUUUUCUUCUUCCUUUUCUUCUUCUUCUUCCUCUUCUUCCUCUUUUUCUUCUUUUUUCAUUUUCUUCUUCUUCUUCUUCUUCUUCAUUAUCUUUUUCUCUUUAUUUAUGUCUUCUGUUUUUUUAUUCUUUCGAUUAUUUAA